UCUGCCUGUCUUCACAGCUCUUCCUGCAGACUCUUUUUUCCUGAGGAUCCUAUUAAGAUUGUCCGGGGCCAAGGGCAGUACAUGUAUGAUGAACAGGGAGCAGAAUACAUCGAUUGCAUCAACAAUGUGGCUCACGUUGGGCACUGCCACCCUCUCGUGGUCCAAGCAGCACAUGAACAGAACCAGGUGCUCAACACCAACAGCCGAUACCUGCACGACAACAUCGUGGAUUUCGCACAAAGGCUGUCGGAGACCCUGCCAGAGGAACUCUGUGUGUUUUAUUUCCUGAAUUCUGGGUCGGAGGCCAAUGACCUAGCCCUGAGGCUGGCCCGCCAGUACACGGGACACUGGGACGUGGUGGUAUUAGACCAUGCUUAUCACGGUCACCUGAGCUCCCUGAUCGACAUCAGCCCCUACAAGUUCCGGAACCUGGAUGGCCAGAAGGAGUGGGUCCAUGUGGCACCUCUCCCAGACACAUACCGGGGCCUCUACCGGGAGGACCACCCCAAUCCGGCUGAGGCCUAUGCCAGUGAGGUGAAACGUGUGGUCAGCAGUGCACAGGAGCAGGGCAGGCAGAUUGCCGCAUUCUUCGCUGAGUCUCUGCCCAGUGUGGGCGGGCAGAUCAUUCCCCCUGCUGGCUACUUCCCGGAAGUGGCAGAGCACAUCCGAAAGGCUGGAGGGGUCUUUGUUGCAGACGAGAUUCAAGUGGGCUUUGGCCGAGUAGGCAAGCACUUCUGGGCUUUCCAGCUGCAGGGGGAAGACUUUGUCCCUGACAUUGUCACCAUGGGCAAGUCCAUUGGCAAUGGCCACCCUGUAGCCUGCGUGGCCACAACCCAAGCUGUGGCGAGAGCAUUUGAAGCCACCGGUGUCGAGUACUUCAAUACGUUUGGGGGCAGCCCAGUAUCCUGUGCAGUGGGGCUGGCCGUCCUGGAUGUCUUAGAGAAGGAACAGCUGCAGGCUCAUGCUGCCUGUGUGGGCAGCUUCCUGAUGGAGCUCCUCGGACAGCAGAAGGCCAAGCAUCCUAUCAUCGGGGACAUCAGGGGUGUCGGACUUUUUAUUGGUGUGGAUUUGAUCAAAGAUGAGGCCACAAGGACGCCAGCCACCGAAGAAGCUGACUAUUUGGUAUCCAGGCUGAAGGAGAACUACAUUUUGCUAAGCACUGAUGGCCCUGGUAGGAAUGUCCUGAAGUUUAAGCCCCCAAUGUGCUUCAGCCUGGACAACGUACAACAUGUGGUGGCAAAGCUGGAUGCCAUCCUAACAGACAUGGAAGAAAAGGUGAGAAGUUGUGAGACGCUAAGGCCCCAGCCCUGUGGUAGCCCUGCCCUGUCAUGUCCUUUACUAGAAAAAAAAAAAAAUGAAGCAUCCUACUCAGAUGUAUAGUGGUGACCCUGACUUCCAACUUACAGAGGAAGAAAGCCACUGAGGCUCAGGGCAGAGCUUGCCUGAAGCCAGACUGCUACCGCUGCCCCUCCCCCAACCACUGGUCUGUAUUUGGGAUGGGCCAAAAGCCCUAUGUAUGUCCCCCAGAGUCUGUUUCUGCUUAGCUCAAAAACCUGCCCACUGUGGGUGGAGGUAGGGUCAGGAACCUUCCAGUGCUCCUGCUUAAAUAAAUUAGAAGUGUAUUUUUAAAAGUACACUGAAAAAAGAACACAAUAAAAAUAAAACCCUGGCUGGUGUGGCUCAGUUGGUAGGAUAUUGUCCUGUGCACUGAAGGGUUGCUGAUUGAUUCCUAGUCCAGGCACAUGCCCAAGUUGCUGAGUUGCUGGCUCAAUCCCUG
This is a messenger RNA of Myotis lucifugus (little brown bat), 1777 nucleotides long. RefSeq names its product 5-phosphohydroxy-L-lysine phospho-lyase (gene PHYKPL). The transcript has 13 exons. The record is from RefSeq and is a predicted model, not a curated record. Bases 82 to 1380 code for a protein of 432 amino acids. Gene Ontology annotation, molecular function: pyridoxal phosphate binding; transaminase activity. NCBI's taxonomy places the organism in Eukaryota, Metazoa, Chordata, Mammalia, Chiroptera, Vespertilionidae. Gene Ontology annotation, cellular component: mitochondrion.